Anopheles nili is the source of this 1358-nucleotide messenger RNA. It is a transcript of the gene mbf1, whose product is annotated as endothelial differentiation-related factor 1 homolog. The record is from RefSeq and is a predicted model, not a curated record. The coding region runs from base 204 to 647 and encodes 147 amino acids. The transcript is spliced from 3 exons. NCBI's taxonomy places the organism in Eukaryota, Metazoa, Arthropoda, Insecta, Diptera, Culicidae. Gene Ontology annotation, molecular function: DNA binding. Gene Ontology annotation, cellular component: nucleus.
UAGAAACGUCGAAUCUUCAUUUUUCUCCAUCUCCUCGAAGCAAAAUUCCUGCUGAGAGAAAGCUGCAAACGAGAGACUUAUUUGGCAAACACGACCAAAGUCGCCAAUUGUAUUGAUCUCAGUAAACCGACAUCGGAAAAUCAUAAGUUUAGUGCAUUUACUGGUUCCAUUGCUCAGCUCGUGCUUUGUGAACGUCCGCAAAGAUGUCGGAAAGCGACUGGGAUACGGUUACCGUAUUGCGUAAAAAAGCCCCAAAAGCAGCCACAUUAAAGACUGAAUCCGCCAUCAACAAGGCUCGUCGCCAGGGAAUUCCAGUUGAAACCACACAAAAGUAUAACGCUGGAACCAACAAACAGCAUGUGGCGGCUAAAAAUACAGCAAAGCUGGAUCGUGAGACGGACGAGCUGCGCCACAAAACGUUGGCUCCAUCCGUUGCCAAGCUGAUCAUGCAGGGCCGUCAAGCAAAGGGUCUGAGCCAGAAGGAUCUCGCUACGCAAAUUUGUGAAAAGCCACAAAUCGUUAAUGACUACGAAGCAGGUCGUGGCAUUCCGAACAACUUGAUCUUGGGCAAAAUUGAGCGCGUGAUCGGUCUGAAGCUGCGCGGAAAAGAUAUCGGCACACCGAUGGCGCCUCCCGGUAAGAAGUGAAGUGUCGGGGGGCAGUAACAUCUCUCGCCUGCUAGUGGUUCUGCUCCAGAUGUAUGCAUCAUUCGGCACGAGGUCACAUUUAUUAAUUGUAACUUUUAAGAAGAAAUCGUGAAGCAUAAACCGAGAAACCGUAACAUCUUGCGUCGGUGAGCAGGAAACGGCUGCCGAACCAUUGGAAUGCUGCGUAACGUAUUCGAUGCUAUUCCUAUUAUGAUGAAAGAAACAAAUUCUGUAACUCACCGUGCAGUUUUGUAGUGGUGCAUAAAUCGGAAAUAAUAUUUACCCUGAUGAUAUGGAGCCUCUGUGCAAUGGCUUGUGUUUGUGCUGGCUUUAUGUGAGAGAUUCUUUCCGGGUUCAUUGAAACACUUUCUGAUUCCAUAAUGAAGGCUAAACUUUCGUCAGAUUAAAGCAUGCGAAGAGCGUCAAAGAAGUUCAAAUAUUGUGCGCAUUACUUAAGCUGGACAUUAUACCUUCUUAAUACAUGCAAAAUUUAAAUGGACUAAAGUGGUGUUUAAGACAAAAUUCGAAACUGUUUCAUUUGUUGGUAAAGUAAGCAUUUUUCAUCCAAAAUACAGGUUGCACAAAUAUUUCGAAAGUAGUGUUAUUACUUAUCGGCAGACAAGAUCGUCCAGUCCUUCUUUUGGUUGGAAAGCUCCGUAACAUUUAUAUACACAUAUGAAUAAAAACUGACAUUCUCUCUCCUUCCCAAGU